Serinus canaria (Common canary) is the source of this 4751-nucleotide messenger RNA. RefSeq names its product synaptotagmin 8 (gene SYT8). Lineage: Eukaryota; Metazoa; Chordata; Aves; Passeriformes; Fringillidae. Gene Ontology annotation, biological process: cellular response to calcium ion; regulation of calcium ion-dependent exocytosis; calcium ion-regulated exocytosis of neurotransmitter. Gene Ontology annotation, molecular function: calcium-dependent phospholipid binding; clathrin binding; syntaxin binding. Gene Ontology annotation, cellular component: synaptic vesicle membrane; dense core granule; axon. The record is from RefSeq and is a predicted model, not a curated record.
GCCGUCCUGCAGCUUUUCCCUUUCCUCACUGCUGGAACAAGGGGUCCCUUGUACCUUCCCACUUGGUCUCCAAGGCUGCUGCAGCCUGUCCAGCCUUGGAGACCAAAUGGAAACCAAACUCACCUGCACUAAGGCUGAGCAGUUGUUCACCUGCAUGACAUCAGGCUAUCACCAGGAUCACCAAAUCUCCUCCCAAAUGUGGGAAGGCACCAGGGUCCUGUGCAGCUUGGUCUCACUGAGAGCAUAGAAUCAUGGAACGAUUUUGGUUGGAAGGGUCCUAAAGAUGAUUUAGUUCCAGCCCCUUCCACCAGGAGGGCUGGAACUAAAUCAUCUGGUGCAGGGAUGCCAUGCACCAGAUCAGCUUGCUCAGAGCCCCAUCCAACCUGGCCUUCAGCUCUUCCAGGGAUGAGGCCACAACUUCUUUGGGCAAUGUGUUCCAGUGCCUCGUUACCCUCUAAGUAAAGAAUUUCUUCCUAAGAUCUGAAUCUCUUCUCUUUUAGCUGUCUCUAUCAAACAACCUGUUGAAAAGGCUACUUACAUGCUCAGCUUUUAGUGUGCAUAUACAGACCCCCUUUCCCUGGACGAUUCUAAUAUUCCUUAUUCCCCCAUCCCCAUAAUGCAUUUCUCUUGGGCAUCCCUUGGGACUUCCAGUUUAGAGCAGAAAGUUCCCCCAGAGGUUUGCUGCAGCAUCAUUCCUGCAUCUCUUGCUCCUGGAGAUAGUGCUUUUCUGAACAGCAGGAGCGCAAGGCCCUUGUGAAUGUGGCUAUUUUUUGGGUGGCUGAAGGGCAGCCCUAGCUCCUCUCCUGUGGCUAGGCACCCACUGUGGAACACCUUUGUGGCUGUGUGAAAAUCUGAAAAUUUGGUGAAUCAGGGUGGUGGGGCAGAGCUGGGACAGGUCUGGUUUCUGGGGUAUCUCCUCCCAUCUCUAAAUCAGCCACUAGACACUGGCAGUUUUGCAGUAUGGCUCCCUGCUUCUGACACCACCCCAAAUUUACGUAGCAAUAAGGCAGGUUUUGGGCAGACUUUGCUGAACUGGCAGCAAGGGAAGAAGGCUACAAGCGUAAAUUUAAUGCAAUGGAAGCCUGUGAAAUUGCUCCUGGCUGUGUGCCUGGUGUUUCUGUUGGUGCUGGAGGAUGAAACCACCCAAGCAGUAUCCCUUUGUCCUGUCUGUCCUCUCUGCCAUGUUGCAGCAGAGCAUUCCUGUUCAUUCACAUACGUUUUGCUGGCCCUCACACAGUGCAUACCCUGUGGGCUAAGGAGCUGGGCUCCCCAAGGGCAGAGCUCACCAGGGAUGGAUGCAGUCAUGCACCCAUCCCCUUGAAAGAGUCCAUUGCCUUGUGCUAAGUGCCUGCAGUCACACAGUCCAGCCCAGCAUUGCUGCAGGGAUAACUUGGAGGAGCCAAUUUCGCAGUGCAUGGAGCUGGGCAGCAAUGCCCUCCAGCUUCUUGCAGGCAGGAGGGCAGGUUUUGCUUCCUGGUCCAGCAGGGAGUUCCCUGCUAGCUUUUCACCUGCAUGAACGCUGCUUGGGUCAGCAGCAAGGUGGGGCCGGUGGGGCUGCUGGGGCCACCUGGUUCCUGAGCUGGCAAAGCAGACUUUCCUGUUUGGGCUGUGCAGUGCAGCCACCAUCCCUUCUGCACCCUCAGCUGUGUGCCCGCUGGGCUCCCAUCUCAGCCCACAGCAUGCCCCUGCCACACGUGCUGGCUUGACUGGAGCCUGGGCGGCAGGGAGGGAGGCUGACGCUGGGAAGGACUCUUGUCGGUCACCCCAGAUUAGCCAUGGCAGUGGCAGCCAGGAAAAGCAGGACUACAGCCUUCCCACACACCAGCAUCACCACCACAGCUUGGCCAGGCUCCCUGGACAGCUGGCUUAGCUGGAUUCCAUUACCCAGAUGGGCUCUCAUCACCGUGGCUGUGGCAGGGGCCAUUCUCCUCCUUCUCUUCCUCAUCUGCAUCAUCAAGUGCUGCUGUACCAAGAAGAAGCCCAAGAAGAAGGAGAGAAUCGGCUUGUGCGCCAUCAGCAACCCCACCAUGAUCAACCUUGUCCAGCCUGAGAUGGAAGACCUGGAGCGGGAAGUAGAGCAGAAGCGGCGAGGAAAGCUGCAGUACUCCCUGGAGUACAACUUCCGCAUGCAGGAGCUGAAGGUUGGCGUGAAGCAGGCAGUUGAGCUGAAGGCCAUGGACAGCGGAGGCACAUCUGACCCAUAUGUGAUUGUCUACCUAACAUCCGAUAGGAAGAAGAGAUACGAGACCAAGGUUUACCGCAAAACCCUGAACCCCAUCUUCAACGAGAGCUUCACUUUCCAGGUAGCCCAGUCUGAGGUGUCUGAAUCCACACUGGUGAUGCAGAUCUAUGACUUCAACCGGUUUUCCAAGCAUGAUAUCAUUGGUGAGGUCCGGCUGCCCCUGGCCAGUGUCGACCUGCAGCAUGUCAUCGAGCAAUGGAGUGACCUGGCGGUGGCCAGUAGUGUGGAGGAAGAGCAUCUGGGUGAGAUCUGCUUCUCGCUGCGCUACGUCCCCAGCACUGGCAAGCUGACCGUGCUCAUCCUGGAAGCCAAGCAGCUGAAGCGGAUGGACUCUGAUGGACUCUCAGAUCCUUUUGUCAAGGUGCAUCUCAUACUGAACAGGAAGAAAUGGAAGAAGAAAAGGACAAGUGUGAAGAAAAACACCUUAAGCCCUUACUUCAACGAGGUGUUUGUUUUUGAGGUGCCUUUCAGUCAGAUCCAGAAUGUGGAUGUGGUCAUCUCCGUCUGGGAUCAUGACAAAGUGACCAAGAAUGAACCCAUUGGCAAACUCUUCCUGGGCUGCCGAGCCACGGGCAACCAGCUGCGGCACUGGUCCGACAUGCUGUCCACACGCCGGCCCCUCGCCCAGUGGCACAUCCUGCAGCCCCCAGAGAUGGUGGACAAAGCCCUGGGACUCAAGUCCCACCUCAAGCUGCCCCUGCACUCCAGAUAGUGGGGGUCUCCUCCUCCACCCAGGGAGCAGGAUGGUGGGCUUGUGGAGGAGUGAGGGGCUUCUGCUCAGCAAGCUCUAGACAUGUUGGUCCCAGCUCAUUGUCAGCAAAGAGGGGACUGGGACUCCUUCUGGCCAAGAGAUGAUCUGGCUGCUGGUGCAGCUCAUGCUCUGUGUUACACCUGGGACAGGGCAGCUCGGCAUCCCAGGGCAAGGCUGGAUGUGGAGCAGAGGGUGCUAGAGGGGAUGUCAUGGGCACAGGAGCCAGCUCAUCCCAGCUGCUCGUGGGCUGGGGGGGGAAAUACACAGAGCUCCAGGCUCAUGCAAAACAGAGUCCAUUGAUAUUUAUAAAGCAGAUGGUUAAUGUGCUGGUGGCAUGGGUGGGAGAUUUCUUUAGUGGUGAAUAACUUGGCAAGAAGUGUGUUCAUGUUUCCUGUGAAGGCUUUUAAACAAGACCAAGAUAUUGAAGAACAUAAAGGGCUUGAGAGAAGGAAUACAGGUGGAUGAAGAAGAUGUUGGAGAUGUUGGACUAGUUCUGUAGUGCCUUUGCAAUGUGUGCUGCUCUUUGUCCUGGCUAGAGGCUAAAUGAGAAGCAAUGUGGCUUCACACUUAGCCCCUUCUCAGCCCAUGAUGAUUUGUGCACACUAAGAUGUGACUCAGGCUCUGGGACUCACCAGUGGCCAACCCCGUGCACCACAUGGAUGAAGAUGCACAGUGUCAGCUCCUUUCACCUCACACGGUCCUACAGGAGUGGCACAGCAAGGUUUGCACCUCUGGCACCUGCAGGUCCUGCCAGGGUGGAGGGGCUGAGGCUCUUGCCUUCACACUGUGAUCACACCACCCUGGUAGAGGCUGGCUUGCAGCCCUCACAUCACUUCUGGGCAGGUUUCAUGUUUAAUCUGGGAGGUUUUUUGUGACCACAUGUCCUGCCCCACCCUGCUUUGUGGGGCCUUGGUGUUGGGGCUGCGUAAGCAAAGAUCCAUCCUAGAAGGAUGAGGGCAUUGGAGUGGUGCUGCUACAUGCCCUUGAGUAUGCUGCAAUUUGGGGUGACUCCAGAGCAGCUUCUCUGAGCCAUCUGCAGGAGGAAGCUCCCUGCUCUGGGAAUUCCUCCUGUUCUAAAAUCCUUCUGCUACAAAGCAGCCACAGAACACAAGAUCUGGGCUCAUGCUGUGGAAUUUUGGCCCCAAAGAAAAAAGUCCUUUUCACCACAGGGAGCUGCAGGCUCAGUGCUAAUAGCUAUUGCUUGGACUCUGGAGGGGAGAGAGCCUGGCACAUUAAUGAAAAGCUAUUAAUAUUAAAAAGCACUUAAUCUGUGAUUACCCAGAGCUCCACAGAGCAACUAUCCAAGAGUUAAACAAACAUGAAGCUGAGGAAGAUUAUGAAAAGUCUUGAUAGAGAUUAAUGACCUGAGCUUAACCAUAAAAAGCUGCUGCUGUGUCUGCCUCUUGAUGAAUAUUCUCCAGGCUUCGCUGUGGCCGUGAGGAGGGAAGAAAUGUCAGGGUGGUUUUGAGAUGACUGUAACAAGUGAAGUGUGGCUUCUGCUGGGGAAACAGCAUCUGCUGGCAGCUGCUAAUGAGAUGGAGGAGGGAAUCAGUCACCUGAGAAAGACUUGUAAAGGGAGGUUUUAAAGCCUUCAGUCUCAACAUUAGAAUCAGCCUAGAACGGGCUGUGCAGAAGGGAACAUCUCUGAAUUGGGUUUGAGGUUCCAAAUCUAUUGCCAGGUUGGUUUUUGGUGAUGCUGUUGUGGUGAUUUAGGACCAUGCAGCAUCCAGAAAUGGCUUUUGGAACAGGCAGUUCUUA